AUGAGAACCACUAACCUUAAUGUUCCAUUCCUUCUAUUUUUAGUUCUACCCUUCCUCGACCCCUGUUCCAACUUUCCCUGUUACAACGGGGGUCAAUGUACGGCCCCAGCUGACGCCCCCUACUGUGUGUGCCCACCUGAUUACACUGGGGCUAAUUGUGAAACCAGAGUGACGUCUUCUGAGAGAUGUCCAGUGAUCGAGCCAGGCAGUGUUGGAGUGUGUGGAGGAAUCCUCUGCUCAGAUGACAGUCAUUGUCCAAGUGGUCAGAUGUGUUGUGAUAGUGCUUGUGGUGCCCCGCUGUGUACACCCGUGGACACUCCCACCUAUCUGCCCGAUCCCAGGUGUGGCGUGUGUCGUAUAGGUCAAAUCUGUGUCAACACAGGUAUCGUGUGUGUCCGAUCACCUUGCCCUGGUCAGAGGUACAGUUGCGUCGACCCCAGGUGAAAACCUUCUUCUGCCAAGAAUAUAUGCCUGUGUCCAAUAGUUCAACUUAUUUAAUUUUUACCUACUGAUGUUUUAUAUAUUUUGUUACAAUGAUAACCAGUACAUUCGCUCGUCAAUUAAAACCAUAACCUUAU
Messenger RNA from Physella acuta, 578 nucleotides. Its product is annotated as delta-like protein 1. The record is from RefSeq and is a predicted model, not a curated record. Gene Ontology annotation, cellular component: extracellular region. Lineage: Eukaryota; Metazoa; Mollusca; Gastropoda; Physidae. Gene Ontology annotation, molecular function: peptidase inhibitor activity.